This is a messenger RNA of Colius striatus (speckled mousebird), 603 nucleotides long. RefSeq names its product chromosome 9 C5orf47 homolog (gene C9H5orf47). Lineage: Eukaryota; Metazoa; Chordata; Aves; Coliiformes; Coliidae. Bases 16 to 603 code for a protein of 195 amino acids. The record is from RefSeq and is a predicted model, not a curated record. The transcript is spliced from 6 exons.
UCAGCACCUCCACAAAUGGAGCCACGCCGCAGCCAGCGUGGGCCUCGUGUGCCGCUCGUGUAUGUCAACAGCUUCGGCUCCCACCGCUGCGGCUCCAUCAUCCGCUAUGGCGUGGACUGCUGGCAGCCUGAAGUGGGCCGGGCUGUGCCUGUGCUGCCCCAACCGAGCCCCGCGGAGAAGGGCAGGAAGCGGAGGACCGAGGGCAGCCCCGAGCCGUGUGCCAGCAGCAGUGUGCAGGUGGUAGGGAGGAGCUGUGGCAGGGUGAAGCCCUGCAGCCGCCAUCAUGGUGACCUUCAAGAGGCUAAGGCCGAUGCCUUUGACUUUCCCUUCCCUUCACGAAAUGUUGAUAAAGUAAUUCAACGAAAGAAGCAAAAGUCCAAAGUCUGGCUUAAAGUCUCAAAAGUAAUUUCAAAGAUGCUUGAAGAGAAUGAAAAGUUCAGAAGUCGACUCCUGACUUGCAGUCAGUUUGAUGGAGCAGGCAAUGAUACAAACCAAAGUGCAAAGAAUGAAGCAUCCUGCCUGGACAGGGACAAGUCUAUGUUUGACUGGAUAGAGCAAAAAAAAAGAGAUUCAAUCCAAAAGGAAAUUGAAAAAGUAGUGUAA